AUGGCGCCUCGUGGACCCGGUCGGGGACGUGAGAGAGGUCGUACUAGUACGCAGGAACCGAAAAUCAACCCGAAUAACCCGGUAAACCUUAUGGCGGCGUUGGAGAAUAUGGCUGCUGCUAUGCAGGCCACUGCGGAGGCUCUUGGACAACAGAUGAACAAUAAUGGCAAUGGCGGAAGGGAAGCUCAGGGCCCGAUGACACUGGCCAUGGAGCAAGCACUGCAAGCGCAGUUGGUACUUGAAGAGCAGCGUGUUGAAUUUGCUACCUAUCUACUCACGGGGGAAGCAUCGCAUUGGACAGCCAAGGAAUUGGAGUUAUUGCAGCUGAAGCAAGGUGCUAUGUCCAUAUCUGAGUAUACAGACAAAUUUGAGGAGCUAUUCAGGUUUUCCCGCAUGUGUCAGGGAGCUCUGGGAGACUUCGAGGAAUGGAAGUGCAUUAAGUAUGAAGGAGGGCUCCGAAGCGACAUCUUAAGUUCAGUGGGACCAAUGGAGAUCCGAACUUUUUCAGAGUUGGUGAAUAAGAGCAGAAUUGCUGAAGAGUGUGUGAAAAGGAGGGUUGCAGAGAAAGGAAGUCAUAGAGAGCACAACCAAGGAUUCGCACCAAGGGGUCGAGAGUUUAAGGGGAGAGGAUACAUACAACACUUUUCCCAAGGACUGAAUAACUUUGCAACGAGUGAAGAGUCCCAAAGAAACGGUAAGAAAAAAUGGGCAGCGGCUGCUUCUGAUGUUUCCAGCUGUCAGAGAUAUGGAAGUCAUCACCCAAAUAGGCCGUGCCGAUUGGGGUUAGGCGUAUGUUACAAGUGCGGGUUACCAGGGCAUGUAUCAAGAAAUUGCCAACAAGGAGAGAGUCAUGAUGCGGGCCGAUUGCGACAGUAA
Molecule: messenger RNA, 876 nt
Organism: Arachis duranensis
Lineage: Eukaryota; Viridiplantae; Streptophyta; Magnoliopsida; Fabales; Fabaceae
Exons: 3
Coding region: 1-876 (291 amino acids)
Molecular function (GO): nucleic acid binding; zinc ion binding
Source: RefSeq, a predicted model, not a curated record